AUGGAUUUGUGGCAAACAUGCCCAAAUAUGUUUUGUGGAAAUGAGAUGCAAAUAGUCUUUGAUCGGGCAAGGGUUUCUACAUUGGAUCUUUUGACGCUUGAUCCGAUUGAAAUUUCGAGGAAAACAUCAAUGACGGUGAUGGAGGCAGAAGAAUUGAUAUGUAGAGUUGUAGAAGGGUGUAUUCCGAAAGUGCAGAAGUUUCUUUUAGAAGAAGAGAAACAGUUUUUGACGACGGGAGACCGAGUAAUUGAUGGAGUUCUUUCUGGAGGUAUACCGUUGGGCCAUGUUAUAGAAAUUGCGGGAGAAAGUGGAACAGGAAAAUCUCAGUUCUGCAUGCAGCUUUGCUUGACAGUCCAGUUGCCACGGGUGCUUGGUGGGCUUGAAAGAGGGGCAAUCUAUAUUUCUACUGAAACAGGACUUUCUACAAAAAGGCUCUUUGAAAUGGCUCAGGGACUAACAAACCGGCUUAAACAAGAAUAUCCAGAUGUUGAUCUAUGCUUGGAUGGGGUGGGUGAUCGAGUAUACUGUGCAACAUGUGUUGAUCUUGAAGAGCAAGAUCAUAUUAUUCAUUUCCAGCUGCCAGUAGCGUUAGAACGAUAUAAUGCUGGACUCGUUGUUUUGGACAAUAUAACUACUCAUUACCGUGCAGAAUAUGAUAUUUCAAAAGUAUACAGUCAAACAAAAACAACAAAUAAUACGGCAAAAUCUGGUUUAGUUGAUCUCGUGAAUCGAAGCAGAGACUUAGUACGGUUAGGAGCCCAUUUGAGGUCGCUUGCAAGCAAACAUCACUGUGCUAUUAUUGUUAUUAAUCAAGUUUCUGACAAGAUAACAUAUAGUACAGAGACACUUUUGGAUCUCAAUUAUCAAGGUGCAUGGUUUCAGGGCUGGAGUCAUGGAGAAUACCCAUGCAAGGUACCAUCUCUUGGCUUUGUAUGGUCGAAUAAUAUUCAUUCUCGGAUUUUAUUGUUGCGUUCUACACUUUAUGAGAUUUCACAUAUGUCUCCAUCUCGUGCACUGCGGAUUGUGUUUUCACCAUUCUGUGCACCAGCACAAAUUGAUAUUGAAAUUAGGUACGAGGGUAUAUUUUCAAUUCAAACUGUUAUGCAAUAA
Pneumocystis jirovecii RU7 is the source of this 1110-nucleotide messenger RNA. RefSeq lists its product as uncharacterized. The transcript has 3 exons. Gene Ontology annotation, cellular component: replication fork; Rad51C-XRCC3 complex. The record is from RefSeq and is a predicted model, not a curated record. Gene Ontology annotation, molecular function: ATP hydrolysis activity; four-way junction DNA binding; ATP-dependent DNA damage sensor activity. Gene Ontology annotation, biological process: double-strand break repair via synthesis-dependent strand annealing; t-circle formation; resolution of mitotic recombination intermediates. Lineage: Eukaryota; Fungi; Ascomycota; Pneumocystomycetes; Pneumocystales; Pneumocystaceae. The coding region runs from base 1 to 1110 and encodes 369 amino acids.